Myotis davidii is the source of this 2741-nucleotide messenger RNA. RefSeq names its product synaptotagmin 14 (gene SYT14). NCBI's taxonomy places the organism in Eukaryota, Metazoa, Chordata, Mammalia, Chiroptera, Vespertilionidae. The transcript is spliced from 4 exons. The record is from RefSeq and is a predicted model, not a curated record. The coding region runs from base 3 to 1010 and encodes 335 amino acids.
ACAUGUCAGCUCAAGGAUCAUCUUCACAGCUUCCCAAACCCUUUGAUCCUGAGCCCGAAGCCAAGUAUGGCACACUGGAUGUGACUUUUGACUAUGACUCACAAGAACAGAAGCUCCUGGUAACCGUGACAGCUGUCACAGAUAUCCCAACAUAUAACAGGACAGGUGGCAACUCAUGGCAAGUACACCUUGUUCUUCUACCUAUAAAGAAACAGAGAGCAAAAACCAGCAUCCAGAGAGGACCAUGCCCUGUCUUCACAGAAACAUUCAAAUUUAACCAUGUUGAAUCUGAGAUGAUUGGAAAUUAUGCAGUUCGAUUUAGACUGUAUGGUGUACAUCGCAUGAAAAAAGAAAAGAUGGUGGGGGAAAAGAUUUUUUAUUUAACAAAAUUGAAUCUUCAAGGGAAAAUGUCAUUACCUGUGAUAUUGGAACCUUCUUACAAUCAUUCUGGCUGUGACUCCCAAAUGAGCAUGUCAGAAGUGUCCUGUAGUAGAAGUACAUCCUCCUGUCAGUCUCUGGAGCAUGGCUCAGUUCCAGAAAUUCUCAUUGGCCUGCUUUAUAACGCCACCACUGGCAGACUAUCAGCAGAAGUCAUCAAAGGCAGCCACUUCAAAAACUUGGCAGCAAACAGACCACCCAAUGGACUGUUCUGUUGUCUAAAACACUUGAUAGGUGGACAGGUUUAUAUAAUCCGAGAUACGUAUGUUAAAUUAACUCUGCUGAAUUCCAUGGGUCAAGAAAUGUCUAAAUGCAAGACAUCCAUCCGCAGAGGGCAGCCAAAUCCAGUGUACAAGGAAACUUUUGUUUUUCAAGUGGCCCUGUUUCAGCUCUCUGACGUGACCCUUAUCCUGUCUGUGUAUAACAAGCGCAGCAUGAAAAGAAAAGAGAUGAUAGGCUGGAUUUCUCUAGGUCUGAACAGCUCUGGAGAGGAGGAACUCAAUCACUGGACCGAAAUGAAAGAGUCGAAAGGACAGCAAGUGUGCAGAUGGCACGCGUUACUGGAGUCAUGAGAACGCGCAUCUGCAGCCCCGGGCAGCAUUGCCGUCUGUGACAACGCCGCCGUUUGGACCUGGUCAUCGUUAGAAGACUUAUUCUUUGAAGAAUCACCUUCAACAUUCUACCAAAAUGUUUUAAAUUCUGUGGAAAGACCAUCUAAUACUGACAUGAAUGAAGGCAGGUUGUAUCUCUGGUAGAGUUUGUUUGGGACGAUGAAAAACCCUAUCAUCAUUGUCAAGCUACCGAUCCUCCAGAGCUUUGAGAACAUGCUUUUGGGUUGAAGUUCAUUUUACUUUAGCAAAAGAGCCAGUCAUUUCCUGAAAUAUGAAAAUCGUCAAUGAUUUUUUAGAAUGUUUAGUUGCAACAUGAUUUUAGUAUCACCCUACACAUGAUCCGUAAAGCAUAUUUUGACUGGCUUGUCCCUGGUGUUUGAAAUGUACUUUGAUAAAAGAAAGUAGCUCUCCAACUCUAUUGUAAGUCAUAUCUGGUGUUGAAGGGUUUCAGUCACAUUGGAAAUUGUUUUCUUUCAGAUAUUUUCCCUUUAUGCACUUAGCUUCAUUGUACCUUGGCUCUCGGUAGCACUAAAUCUGUGUGCAAGCAAGAUUUCAUUGUCAUAAAGGCAUUUGUAAUGUUAUUUUAAAAACUCAUUUCAUUUACCUCUGCUUUUUGCCCCAUCCAAAGAGACCCAGUCACUGUACUGGUCCCUUGCAAGUCCUUAGACAGGUUGUACUGUAGAACUCUGUAACUUUCUGUUGAAAGCACUUCCUGUAUUCUCGUAUUCCAGUGUAGGAAGCUAAUAAUAGAACAGGACCUUACUUUAAAAUUCCUUUCAACGACUGACUCUUUAAAAUUGUAGUAAUGUGCAUAUACAUUUUUUACAAACUAAAAAAAUACAGUAUGAGCUGCUGAAAAUGAAAAACAACUUAAGUUAAAGAACAUUUUAAUGAUCCGCUCUGAGUGUGUAGUAGCAAGCACUGCAUAAAGCAGGUAGCAUUCGCAUAAGAAACUAUUCUCUCUCUAAAUCUUCUGCUCGCUCACUUCAAUUUGUAUUUCUGACAUAAAGACUCUCCACUUCUCGGUUUGAACCAGAACAUCGUGUUCAAAAAGGUUCUGGGAUUCCUUAUGAAGUUUCUAGUGACUUGUGACUAGAUUUUAUGAAACUCACAGAUACGUUCUUCAACGUGAUGUCAUCCUGUGCCUUUCGUGUAACUUUGCUCAGACAGCUCGAAAGUUGUAUUUGCAAAGUUAGGCCUUCGAUUUUUAUAAAUGAAAGAUUCCUCAGAACAGUGUCACAAGCUCUGUUUCCUCUGACGUGUGUGAAAGCUGUACCAUGUGCUGUUUUUCUUAACUCGCAAGGCCUUUUCAUUUGUUUUUAUAUUUAGGAACACUGAUUAAUCAGGAAUACUAUCAGCUGUUUUCUUUUUAAUUUUGCUUCUUAACCAAUAUAUAAUUUUAUGCAUACACUUUAUUAAAUAGGUUGUUUUGUAUAUAUGAACAACAUUUUUCUCUUUCUAAUUUGUAGUUAAACUAGAUGAAAGCAAACUAUUUGCCAAUUACUAAAAAGCAAGUAUAUCAUUGCUCCUAGUCCCAAAUAAGUACUAUAUAUAUUAUUUUAAGCGAGGGCUUGUUUUCAUCACAGUAACAAAACCAUGCGUACGUAUUGUUUCAACGUGGCUAAACUGAAAGGCCUUAAAUAAAAAAAAACAAAACAAAAAAACAAUAAACUCCAGAUAUAUUUUUAAAAA